AUGUCAGGUAGAAGAAGACAUUAUCCACAACCUCAAUAUGCAGCAGGUGGAGGAGCACCUUCUGCUUCCCCACCACAAUUCCAACCUCAACAAUUUCAACCUCAACAACAACAACCAGCUUAUGGAGCAGCAGGUGCUGGAUACGGAGUAGAUCAAGUUCAACAACAAUUUCAACAGCUUAAUGUUAAUGGUGCCCAAGCCGGUGCUGUUCCUGGAAUGCAACAAGCUCCUUAUCAAUAUCAACAACCGCAACAACCAGUCUCUCAACCAGGUCUUGGUCAACAACCAUAUGAUCCUUAUCAUCAACCAGGAAUACAACAACAGGCCCAACCUCAAGUUCAAGCUGGAUAUGGACAACCUGCAGCUGGUGUAGGGUAUGGACAACCAAAUAAUCUUGGAGGUUCUUUACCUUUGAAUCAAUUAUAUACUACUGAUUUAUCUCGAGAAUUACCACCACCAAUCUCCGAUUUAUCAUUACCACCUCCUCCUUUAGUAUUACCAACUAAUUCAAGUAUAAUCCCAGGUUCUGAAACUGCAAAUGCAUCCCCAGAUUAUUUCAGAAGUACAUUAAAUGUUAUUCCUAAUAAUUCAUCCGUUUUAAAGAAAUCUAAAUUACCUUUAGCAUUGGUUGUAAAACCGUAUAAUGCAUUAAAAGUUGAAGAAGAGAAUAUUCCAGUAACUUGUGAUACCACUAUUAGUAGAUGUCGUCGUUGUCGUGGUUAUAUUAAUCCUUUCAUCUCAUUGGCUGAGAAUGGUAGACGUUGGAGAUGUAAUUUCUGUAAUUUAUUAAAUGAUAUUCCAAGUUCUUUUGAUUAUGAUGAAAUAAGUGGAACAGUUAAAAAUAAGUUUGAUAGAGUUGAAUUAAAUCAUUCAGUAGUUGAAUUCAUUGCUCCUAAAGAAUAUAUGGCAAGAGCUCCACAACCAAUUGUUUAUACAUUCAUUAUUGAUGUUUCCGUUCAUGCAGUUCAAAGUGGAUUAACCGGAACCAUUUCUAGAACCAUUUUAGAAAGCUUAGAUAGAAUUCCAAAUCAAAAUAAAACUGCAAGAGUUGCUUUCAUUGGGGUUGACUCUAGUUUACAUUAUUUCCGUUUUAAUGAAGGUUUGGAAGGAACUGAAGUCAUGGUUGUUACUGAUAUUGAAGAACCCUUCUUACCAUCUCCAUCCGGAUUAUUAGUCAAUUUGGAUGAAAAUAGACAAGCUAUUGAUAAAUUAUUAUUAGAUUUCGCUACAUUCUUUGAAGGUACUGCUAAUCAAGGUUUUGCUUUAGGACCUGCACUUAAAGCUGGUCAUAAAUUGAUCAGUAACAUUGGUGGGAAAUUAGUUUGUUUCGCUGCCACUUUACCAAAUACUGGUGAAGGUAAAUUAAGUGUAAGAGACGAAGCUAGUGUUUCUGGUAAACCAAAGGAAGCUAAAGCAUUAUUAAGUUCCGCUGAUAGUUUCUAUAAAUCAUUCGCUGUUACUUGUAAUUCAUCCCAAAUUACCGUUGAUUUAUUCUUGACUUCAUCAGCUUAUCAAGAUGUUGCCACCUUAUCCAAUUUACCAAGAUAUACUGCUGGUCAAACCCACUUUUAUCCAGCUUGGUCCAGCGCUAAGGUUGAAGAUAUCAAGAAAUUAUCAAAAGAAAUUGGCGAUCAUUUAUCCCAAGAUAUUGCUCUUGAAGCCGUAUUGAGAGUAAGAGGUUCCACUGGUAUUAGAAUGUCUUCAUUCUUUGGUAAUUUCUUCAAUAGAUCAUCCGAUUUAUGUUCAUUCCCAACAUUCCCAAGAGAUCAAUCAUAUGUUAUUGAAAUGUCCCUUGAAGAAAACAUCACCAAGCCUAUUGUUUACUUCCAAGCUGCAGUCUUACAUUCUACAGCAUUUGGUGAAAGAAGAAUUAGAGUUAUGAAUUUGGCUAUUCCAACUUCUUCAAAAUUAACCGAUGUAUAUGCUUCUGCUGAUCAAUUAGCAAUCACAAACUUCUUUACUCAUAAGGCUAUUGAAAAGGCAUUAGCCACUUCAUUACCUGAAGCUAGAGAAUAUUUGAUUGCAAGAGUUGUGGAUAUUUUGAAUGUUUACAAAAAAGAAUUGGUUGCCGGUAAUGUUUCUGGUGCAUCUCCAUUACAAAUAUCAACCAAUUUAAGAAUGUUACCAUUACUUAUGUUUACUUUAACCAAACAUUUAGGUUUCAGAGCCGAUAGAGUUCCAUCUGACCAUAGAGCUGCUGCGUUAAAUAAUUUAGGUUCAAUGCCAAUUCCACAAUUGAUCAAAUCGAUUUAUCCUACUGUAUUUUCCUUACAUAAUAUGGGUGAUGAAUGUGGUUUACCAGGAUCUAGAUUGGACGAAGAAGGACAACCAAUUGAUGAUAGUGAACCAGAGGUUGAUUGUGUCAUGCCAUUGCCUAUCAAUGAUUCUAAAGCUCAAUGGGAAAACUAUGGGUUGUAUUUAAUUGAUAAUGGAAGUGAAUUGUUCUUAUGGGUUUCAGGUCUUGUUGUACCUGGUUUAGUUCAAGAUUUAUUCGGGACUCAAAACUUGUAUGAAAUCCCAACUGGUAAAACUGAAUUACCUGAAUUUACUUUUGAACAAUCUGAAUUCAAUUAUAGAGUUCGUCAAAUUAUUAAUAAAGUUAGAGAACAAAAUGAUUCUAUUAUUUGGAAGAAUCUUUAUGUUGUUGUAGGUGGAUCAUCUAAUGAACCUAUAGAAAUUUCUCAACAACGUGAUUUGAUGGCUUUGAGAAUGUGGGCUUCAAGUUGUUUGGUGGAAGAUAAGAGUGGUAGUGAACCUUCUUAUAGAGAUUUCUUGACUUCAUUGAAAUCAAAAGUUAGUCAAUAA
Molecule: messenger RNA, 2805 nt
Organism: Hemisphaericaspora subhashii
Lineage: Eukaryota; Fungi; Ascomycota; Pichiomycetes; Serinales; Debaryomycetaceae
Gene: SEC24
Product: COPII subunit
Exons: 1
Coding region: 1-2805 (934 amino acids)
Biological process (GO): COPII-coated vesicle cargo loading; intracellular protein transport; endoplasmic reticulum to Golgi vesicle-mediated transport
Cellular component (GO): endoplasmic reticulum exit site; COPII vesicle coat
Molecular function (GO): zinc ion binding; SNARE binding
Source: RefSeq, a predicted model, not a curated record